Xiphophorus couchianus (Monterrey platyfish) is the source of this 2209-nucleotide messenger RNA. RefSeq names its product tubulin tyrosine ligase-like family, member 10 (gene ttll10). The record is from RefSeq and is a predicted model, not a curated record. Gene Ontology annotation, molecular function: protein-glycine ligase activity, elongating. Lineage: Eukaryota; Metazoa; Chordata; Actinopteri; Cyprinodontiformes; Poeciliidae. Bases 206 to 2080 code for a protein of 624 amino acids. Gene Ontology annotation, biological process: protein polyglycylation. The transcript has 13 exons.
CUGCCAGACUUGUCAAAGGAUAUGAAGACAAACGCUGACUCCUUCUUCUAAAGAGCUAAAAUUCUGCUUACGACGAGACAUCAGCAGCAUCCCGUUGGUCAAUAAGAGUGGAGGUGGAUGCAGAAGAAUCGGCUUAGAAAGGUUUCCAUAAACUCUGCCUUCAAGUCGUAUUAGUCAUGGAGUUACAGAAGGUCGAUUAGUGCUUAUGCAAGAGCCCAUAACAUCUGAGUGCUGCCAAGAAAUGUACAGUGAAGACACACUGGCAAAGGAAAACAAGCAGAUUUUUUAUGGAAAGAAGGAGGAGCCAACAACAGGACAAUCUGUGUCACCUGACUGCUCGGACUCACAGGAAAUGACAUCAGAAGGGUUGGAGUGUGCCCACAGGGAGGGGGCUUUGACUCGGGAGGAGGGAAGGAAACAUUCACACUUCUCUGUCAAGCAGAAGAGACCAUGUGGACAGACAGAUGGAUCCAAAGUGGAGGACAGCUUCCAAAGGUCCAAACCAAGGGGCCCGACGCCCUGCUCUAACAAAGGACAUUACAAAGACAUCAAGAUAGAGGAGCCUCGUGGACUUGGGCCAUUCUACUUCUUUGGAGGAACCAAUGGGGCUGAAAUAGUGUGCAGCUACUGCGAGAGGAGAGGAUGGAAGAGAAUUUAUAACAAGCAAAGGGAAGAUUUCAGGCUCAAGUGGUGCGAGACCAAAUCUCAAAUGAACUACAGCCGCUUCAAGCAAGGUAGACACUUGGUGUUCCAGAUACCCAACAACAUGGUUCUCACCACUAAAAUCGGCCUCCUCACCAGCCUGCGGGAAUUUGAGAGAAUAAGCAGCAGAAUCAAAUAUAAAGACGGACACAGGAGGCUGAAAAUGGAGGAGUUCAUUCCUACAACGUUCCGCAUGGAUGUGAAGGAAGAGAGGGAAGAUUUCUUUUCCCGCAACGCCCCACAGGAGGGUGAAACAGACUUGGAGAACGCAGAGAGCAGCAUGUGGAUCUGUAAGCCCACGGGCCUGAACCGGGGCAAAGGAAUCUUCCUCCUGAAGAACCAGCAGGAGGUGGCCGAAUUCAGACUGAAGCUACAGAAGAUGGAGGAGUACCAGGCUGAGCGUAAGAUGCCUCUCCGCCCGAUUCAGGCUCACAUUGUCCAGCGUUACAUCCAGAAACCCCUUCUACUAAACGGCAGAAAGUUUGAUGUGCGCUCUUACCUUCUCAUUGCCUCCACUGCGCCCUACAUGGUCUUCUUUCGUCAUGGGUAUGUCCGACUGACGUGUGACGUCUACGAUCCCAGAUCCAAAAACCUCUCUGCUCAUCUCACCAACCAGUACAUGCAGAAGAGAAACCCUUUGUACAGCCUGCUCAAGGAGGACACUGUAUGGUCUAUGGAGAGCUUCAACACCUACGUCAACGAAAGGUUUCAGGUUGCCAAGGGCCUGCCCAGGGACUGGGUGCUGGGAGCCUUUGCGAAGCGCAUGCAACAGAUCAUGACCCAGUGCUUCUUUGCCGUCAAGACCAAGUUAGACUGCCGCCCUGGAUUCUUUGACUUGAUUGGCUGCGACUUCAUGAUCGACGAGGACUUCAAGGUGUGGCUUCUGGAAAUGAACUGUAAUCCAGCCUUACACAGAAACUGCGAGGUGCUGAAGGAGGUGAUACCCCGCACUGUUGGAGAAGCACUGGAUUUAGCUCUGGAGCUGUUCAACAAGUGUCGUCUCAGGCAGCAAAUCCUUCCUUUAGUCAAUCAACAGGACUUUGUACUGCUGUAUUGCGGUGUCUUAGGACAUGUCGACAACAAGAGGACCGAUAGUAGUGAGUUCUACCAGAAAGCUAAAAACAACAGGAAGCCCAGACAGCACAAGACCAGGACAGAGAUCACAAAAGGGAAUGUUGCACCACAGGAGGAUCCUCUGACUGAAGUCACUGAGACAGAAACGUUACCUCUUUAUCAAAACGCACUGUCAGUAGGUGGAUGCCAGAAGGUUGUCAGGAGGAAGACCGCAGUACCUGGAGUCAGACAGAAGCUGAGCAAAUGCGAUUCUGCUGAGGGUCGUUUGAAAGCCGAAGAUGAUGGGAAGCAACCGAAGGCUUAGCUGAAGAGAAAGAUCCCCACGUUUCUGUCAUCGUUUACAAUCCAGGUGACUUCAGUUCUGUCUGCAGGCCUUCUGAUAAAAACUCAAACGGUUUUGGUUGACAAUAAAGACUGCCUUUCUCUUCCACAA